Molecule: messenger RNA, 1596 nt
Organism: Fusarium keratoplasticum
Lineage: Eukaryota; Fungi; Ascomycota; Sordariomycetes; Hypocreales; Nectriaceae
Product: HET-domain-containing protein
Exons: 2
Coding region: 1-1596 (531 amino acids)
Source: RefSeq, a predicted model, not a curated record
AUGCCAAUAUCUCUCCUUUCAGCGCCACCUGUUUCAGCCGAAAAGCCAGUCAUGUCCGAUAACGACAGUCAGAUCUCAAGGGACGUGCCUGUUUAUGGCAGACUAGACACUCAGAGAUCCCAGAUCCGGUUACUUGAGAUGAAUGAAACAGUCUCUGGAGCCGAUUGGAAGCUGUCUGUUGUCUCGUUGGAAGACAGGCCUCGCUUCACUGCUCUCUCCUAUGCCUGGGGAACUUCAGCAGAGAAUGAAGAGAUUAGACUCAACGGCCAAGUCGUCCCUAUUAAAGGAAACUUGGCGUAUGCUCUCCGCCAUGUGUAUCAGCACUGGGUCGAUGCUUUUCCCGAUGAGAAGUCACGCCAAAUGUUUCUUUGGGCUGACGCUCUCUGCAUCGACCAAAAUGACGUCGAGGAGAAAAGCAGUCAGGUCCCUCUGAUGGGAACGAUAUUCUCCCGUGCUGAACUUGUCAUGUCUUGGCUCGGCCGGGAGAGUGACAGCCUGUAUUGCGCCUUGGAUACAAUCGAGAUGUUGUAUUCGGAAUGGUCGGAAAAAGAUGACAUCUCGGACCUAAGAUGGAUACUUUAUCAUCCAUCUCUAUGUGAUGUCUGGACAGAUGAACGAGACGACUCUUGGAUCAACACUCGAUGGGAAGCUAUGUACGAGUUCACUCGCCUCGGUUAUUGGCACCGAACAUGGGUCUUCCAAGAAAUCGUCCUCGCGAAGCGGGUCAGAGCAAUAUGCGGACGAAAAGCUCUUGAAUGGCACAAGAUUGCCUAUGUUGCAGAACAAGCAAGCGAGUUAAAUCUAGCGCUACAAACCCGAGGCAUGAUGAAACCUGAAUUUCUUUCUGGUCCUGCUUGGGUUGCGCUCGCAACGCAUCACAGCCCUCCCUGGAUCUUGCUUCAAACCUAUGCCGAGACGGGCAGAGUGGAGGCCACUCGUGAUACAGCUCAACAUGAGUCGGAUUGGUAUCUUUCAGUUUUGGGAGGACGACGCCUCCUCGCAACGGACCCAAAAGAUCAUAUUUAUGGGUUACUUGGGGUAACUCGUCUUCCAAUAAUUCCUGAUUAUAGUGAUAAGAUGUCGGUUGCCUCUCUCUACUGCGACUACGUUGCCAAAUGGCUCAAGGCUUGGCGGGAUGGAGAUAUGGAUUUUGAAGAGCUGGACUUUAUCACUUUCUCCGGAUCCUCGGCAGCACAGAAGGACCUAGAGAUGCCCUCUUGGGCUCCAAACUACCCUUCAGCUUCUAGCUCCGGGGGAGCAGAUGGCCGACUUAUCUGCAGAGGAUCAGCGAGUGAACAAGUGUUCCCCAAAGACACUGAGGAUGCUUCGGUUAUCGGAAUGUCCCUCUUCGUGAGUGGCGUUGAACUAGAUAUCAUUACGCAAACCGAGGACUGCGAUUACGAAGGUGCAUUUUCAGUGCCCAACUUUAACUUCCUGCAGGAAUUCGUAAUGAGGAGGGGCGGUUAUGGAGGAUAUGAGCCCUUGGAUGCGACAGGACUUCGCAUGGUGACGUGCGUGUUCCGGAUCUUGAACCAAACGCUUGAAAGAGGAGAGAUUGAUACGACACCAAGAGACCCUGCCAGAGUCUUUCAGUAA